GCGGGAACUGAGCCCGGGCGGCGCGGCUGCGGGCGGCGCCCCCCCUCCGGGGCAAUAUGUUCAAGAGAAUGGCUGAGUUCGGGCCUGACUCCGGGGGCAGGGUGAAGGGCGUUACCAUCGUGAAGCCGAUCGUGUAUGGAAACGUCGCACGGUAUUUUGGGAAGAAAAGAGAAGAAGACGGUCACACUCACCAGUGGACGGUUUAUGUCAAGCCUUACAGAAACGAGGAUAUGUCUGCCUAUGUGAAAAAAAUUCAAUUCAAGUUGCAUGAAAGCUACGGUAAUCCUUUAAGAGUUGUUACCAAACCACCAUAUGAAAUCACCGAAACGGGCUGGGGUGAAUUUGAAAUAAUCAUUAAGAUAUUUUUCAUUGAUCCAAAUGAAAGACCUGUAACCUUGUAUCACUUGCUGAAGCUUUUUCAGUCUGAUACCAAUGCCAUCCUGGGAAAGAAAACUGUAGUUUCUGAGUUCUAUGACGAAAUGAUAUUUCAAGAUCCUACUGCAAUGAUGCAGCAGCUGUUAACAACGUCGCGUCAACUAACACUAGGUGCUUAUAAGCAUGAAACAGAGUUUGCAGAUCUUGAAGUGAAAACCAGGGAAAAGCUGGAAGCUGCCAAAAAGAAAACUAGUUUUGAAAUUGCUGAGCUUAAAGAAAGACUAAAAGCAAGUCGUGAAACCAUCAACUGUUUAAAGAAUGAAAUCAGAAAACUUGAAGAAGAUGAUCAGUCUAAAGAUAUGUGACGAGUGUUGACUUGAUAAAGAGCCUAUACUGAAAACAGAAGGACUUCAGUCAUGGAAUUGUAUGUGUUCUCUUCAGUUCUGUAACUGAGACUAUGUGAAUUUCACUUGCAAAUGAUUGAAGUAUGUGGCAAUCGACUUCAUAAAUGGAAGAAAAAAGAAAGAAUGUAUCCUUGUUUUAUAGUUAAAAUCUGUGGGUACUUAACGAUUUCUGUCAAGUAGAAGGGGUCUUGGAGACCAGACUACUUUUUUUUUUUUUAAACUGCAUUUGAGUGGUAUAUGAAAACUUUGUAUUAAGUCUUGUAGUAGUUCAAUGUGAUUUUUACAAAAUGCAGGUGUUUACUUUUUUACUUGUUUUUUCUACUGAUUGUUUAGUGAUGCAUCUUUAAAGCUGAAAAUAAAAUGUGCAGGUUUUUUAUUUUAAUAUUUUUUUUGUCUCUGUCCAGUUAUGGGCUUCAAGAACAAUUGUAAAUAGCAUACCUUGAUUUAAGGCAGAGGUUGAAAUAUAAUGGUAUGCAAGUUG
Molecule: messenger RNA, 1260 nt
Organism: Gymnogyps californianus (California condor)
Lineage: Eukaryota; Metazoa; Chordata; Aves; Accipitriformes; Cathartidae
Gene: YEATS4
Product: YEATS domain containing 4
Exons: 7
Coding region: 57-740 (227 amino acids)
Biological process (GO): regulation of DNA-templated transcription
Source: RefSeq, a predicted model, not a curated record